Cavia porcellus (domestic guinea pig) is the source of this 2497-nucleotide messenger RNA. It is a transcript of the gene Alox5, whose product is annotated as arachidonate 5-lipoxygenase. Gene Ontology annotation, molecular function: iron ion binding; protein binding; arachidonate 5-lipoxygenase activity. The transcript has 14 exons. NCBI's taxonomy places the organism in Eukaryota, Metazoa, Chordata, Mammalia, Rodentia, Caviidae. The record is from RefSeq and is a predicted model, not a curated record. Gene Ontology annotation, cellular component: nuclear envelope. The coding region runs from base 106 to 2130 and encodes 674 amino acids. Gene Ontology annotation, biological process: arachidonate metabolic process; hepoxilin biosynthetic process; lipoxygenase pathway.
AUCUGUCAGUGGCCAGCUGGACUGACAGGCGGCCCGGCCCCAGCCCGCGGGAUCUGAGGACGCACUCGGACCUGGGCGCUGAGCUCCCCCAGCCGGCGCCCCACCAUGCCGUCCUACACGGUGACCGUGGCCACCGGCAGCCAGUGGUUCGCCGGCACCGACGACUACAUCUACCUGAGCCUCAUCGGCUCUGCGGGCUGCAGCGAGAAGCACCUGCUGGACAAGGCCUUCUACAAUGACUUCGAGCGCGGCGCGGUCGAUUCCUACGACAUCACUGUGGAUGAGGAGCUGGGCGAGAUCUACCUGGUCAAAAUUGAGAAGCGCAAGUACUGGCUGCACGAUGACUGGUACCUGAAGUACAUCACACUGAAGACGCCCCAUGGGGACUAUAUGGAGUUCCCCUGCUACCGCUGGAUCUCGGGUGACACUGAGAUUGUGCUGCGGGACGGUCGAGCCAAGCUGGCUCGAGAUGACCAGAUCCACAUUCUCAAGCAGCACCGGCGCAAGGAGCUGGAGACAAGGCAGAAACAGUACCGGUGGAUGGAGUGGAACCCGGGCUUCCCCUUGAGUAUAGACGCCAAGUGCUACAAAGAUUUACCCCGUGACAUCCAGUUUGACUGCGAGAAAGGUGUGGACUUCGUCCUGAACUACUCCAAAGCGAUGGAGAACCUGUUCAUCAACCGCUUCAUGCACAUGUUCCAGUCCUCCUGGAGCGACUUCGCCGACUUCGAGAAGAUCUUCGUCAAGAUCAGCAACACCAUUUCCGAGCGUGUCAUGCAACACUGGCAGGAAGACCUUAUGUUCGGCUACCAGUUCCUCAAUGGCUGCAACCCUGUCCUCAUCCGGCGCUGCACACAGCUGCCUCCGAAGCUCCCAGUGACCACGGACAUGGUGGAGUGCAGCCUGGAGCGGCAGCUCACCUUGGAGCAGGAGAUCCAGAAGGGCAACAUCUUCAUCGUGGACUACGAGCUGCUUGAUGGCAUUGACGCCAACAAAACCGACCCCUGCACACACCAGUUCCUGGCAGCGCCCAUCUGCCUGCUGUACAAGAACCUGGCCAACAAGAUCGUGCCCCUUGCCAUCCAGCUCAACCAAAUCCCAGGAGAGGAGAACCCCAUUUUUCUCCCUUCCGAUGCAAAAUACGACUGGCUUUUGGCCAAAAUCUGGGUGCGUUCCAGCGACUUUCAUGUGCACCAGACCAUCACCCACCUGCUGCGCACACACCUCGUGUCCGAGGUGUUUGGCAUCGCCUUGUACCGCCAGCUGCCGGCUGUGCACCCCAUUUUCAAGCUGCUGGUGGCUCACGUCCGGUUCACCAUCGCCAUCAACACCAAGGCCCGCGAGCAGCUCAUCUGCGAGUACGGCCUCUUCGACAAGGCCAAUGCCACGGGUGGCGGCGGGCACGUGCAGAUGGUGCAGCGCGCCAUGAAGGACCUGACCUAUACCUCACUGUGCUUCCCGGAGGACAUCCGGGCCCGCGGCAUGGACAGUGCCGAGGACAUCCCCUACUACUUCUACCGCGACGAUGGGCUGCUGGUGUGGGAGGCCAUCCGCAGCUUUGUGGCUGAGAUCGUGGGCCUGUACUAUGAGAGUGACCAGGUGGUGGCAGAGGACGUGGAGCUGCAGGCCUUCGCCAAGGACGUCUACAUGUAUGGCCUGCGGGGCAGCAAGGCUUCAGGUUUCCCCAAGGCACUGCGGAGCUGCGAGCAGCUGACGGAGUACCUGACCGUGAUCAUCUUCACUGCGUCUGCGCAGCAUGCGGCAGUCAACUUCGGGCAGUAUGACUGGUGCUCCUGGAUCCCCAAUGCACCCCCCACUAUGAGGGCCCCGCCGCCCACAGCCAAGGGUGUGGUGACCAUCGAGCAGAUCGUGGAGACGCUGCCGGACCGCGGCCGCUCAUGCUGGCAUCUGGGCGCUGUGUGGGCGCUAAGCCAGGUGCAGGAGAACGAGUUGUUCCUGGGCAUGUACCCCGAAGAGCACUUCACUGAGAAGCCUGUGAAGGAGGCCAUGGCCCGCUUCCGCAGGAACCUGGAGGCCAUCGUCCGUGUGAUCGAGGAGCGCAACAAGAAGAAGCAGCUACCCUACUACUACCUGUCCCCCGACCGGAUCCCCAAUAGUGUGGCUAUCUAGCCCCGCUGUGCCAGGCUCCCCUGGGAAUACCAGCCACACACCAGCAGGUCGCUGGCACCCCCACGGGUGCUGCUCUCACCCCAGACUGCUCCAGGCUGUCGCAGGGCAGUCAAGCUUCAGUGCCUUCUCCUGCUCCGUCCUCCAGCUCUGACAUCCCAUCUUUCAACGACAGCAGAUGACAGCACACAAGCCCGGCAGGCCUCAGUCCAGGAGCGGACUGAGCAGCCCGUGCCUUACACCCCGAUCAGUCUGUGGGGUGACACAGUCACUGCCUGCUCUUACUGGAAAUAUGGGGCACUUCUGGUUCUAAUCCAAUUUUGUGCCUGUAGUAGGUGCCCCAAUAAAUUCCUCUUGAGUGAAUUAAGAA